This is a messenger RNA of Trifolium pratense (red clover), 1471 nucleotides long. RefSeq lists its product as uncharacterized. Lineage: Eukaryota; Viridiplantae; Streptophyta; Magnoliopsida; Fabales; Fabaceae. The record is from RefSeq and is a predicted model, not a curated record. The transcript has 9 exons. Bases 191 to 1012 code for a protein of 273 amino acids.
CUAAUAGGAUACUCUGUCGUGGUUCGUCACAGGGUUUCUGGUACCAACCAAACCGAGUCUGUGCAAGCAAGCAAGCUAGCAUCUUCAAUUUCUUUCUUUCGUUUGUCAAAGUUUCAAUCUUUUCUUUUCUUUUUUGUUCGGAAAUGGUUCAUGAUUCUUCGAAAAAGGAAGAAGAAAAUCUACAAGAAGAAUGAAUAAGAUUUUUGUUUGGUAUCAUCGGGUUGUCGUGUUCUUGUUGCUUACAAGGGUUUGUUUAACGUCACCACUUCCACACACUGAUAAUGGUCAAGUAGAUUCAAAUGCUGCAAGAAAUCUGAAUCAGGAGCAGGGUGAUCAUCAAAUACAUUGCUCUAGAGAAAGAAGUAGAAUAGCUUGGAAGAUAAUUCAAGAGUAUUUAACGCCAUUUGUGGAGAAAGAAAAAUAUAAUAUCUCAAGAAAGUGCAGGCUUCAUCCUGACAAUGAUAUAUACAGAGAUCAGGAACAACAUAAAUCUCAUAUAGAUAUAAAUGAAUGGAAGUGUGGAUACUGUAAGAAAACUUUCUAUGAAGAGAAGAAUCUUGAUCAGCAUUUUGACAACAGACACUCCAAUUUACUUAAUUUGAAUGAAAGCAAAUGCUUGGCAGAUAUAUGUGGAGCACUGCACUGUGACCAUGAGAUUAAUUCCGGAUCAAAAAAAUCUAAGUGCAAUCCUGCUGCUGCUGCUAGAAAUAAACAUUUGUGUGAGAACUUAGCCGAUAGCUGUUUUCCUGUUAGCCAUGGUCCUGCAGCAAGCCGGCUUCAUGAAUUCUUCUUGCAUCAAUUCUGUGACGCUCACAGCUGCACUGGAAGUAAGCCUUUCUCCAGAGGGCGCAGGAAAAAGACAAAUGUGUUCUACAUAGUUGCCUCUAUUUUUCUUGUGACACUGCUGUUACUUUACUAUCUCUACAUUUAUUUAUAUCAGAGAGGAUUAAAAAGGGAAACUCAAAUGCUGAAGCGGAUAUCACAAGCCGGCCGAAAAAAGAAGCCAUCAUAAUCAAAAGAUCUUCCCUUUAGAAGUUCUCAACCUGGUUUUUGAGAAAGUAAAAGGUGUACCUAAUGGUUUCAGCAAGAAAUGUACUGCAUUUGAAUUUCCAGUUUACACCUUUUCUGCUAUAUGCAAGUGAAAGUUUGACGAAGAAAGUGGUCUCAGGCGUCUUUCUGUUUUGUGAGUCGUAAGCUGAAUUAUGUAAACUUAGUGCUUAUUUUAGAUACACGUUUCCUUCACUUUCGUGAAUUUUGUAAAGCUACAAAUUCAAGCUUUGAAUUAAUCACACGUUAGGAAUAGAACUUUCCGACAUGGAUCCAAACAGAGGCUUAGACUUUGUUAACACAACAGUGAAAUGUAUGCAUAACAUGACUAACAAGGGAAAUAGCAUGAAACUUUAUACUGUAUUUCCCAAAUUUGUUUACUGAAUUUGAUUAGAAAAUCAGUUGUUAACAUUUUCAUAUUCUA